CGCACCCUCUCUUCAGGCGCUCGGGGAUUAGCCAACCCAGGUGAAGGACAACACGACAGUCACUCAAAACUUCACAAAGGGACUUUGGUACUGCCAGUUUUGUCGGUGCCCAGGUGUGACCUUUUUUUUGUUUUAUUAAAGGAACCGGGAGAUUUUGGAAAGUGGAUAAGUUAUGCAGCCGUAUGAAAAGAGGAAAUAAUUCAAAGGAAUCCACAAGAUCACAUCCUCCUUCCAAAUGCUUUAGAUUGGACGAUCUCCCUGUCUAACAAACCUCAAUGUCUCCGCCUACUCCCCAUAAAUCAGCUCCUUUAUAACUUCACCAACUGACCCAAACAGUUUCCUCCCCUUGACCAGUCAGGUUUUUGCCCCCAACCCUUAAACCCUGCCCCUUUCUGAAUUCCACCCCCUUCCUGCUCAUUGGCCAAAACCGUCAACAGAAACAACAGCAGCAAGAAAACCAUGGAUACAGAAGACGAUGACCAGCCCGGCUGCUAUUACAACAAGUCGGUGGAGUUCUUCUACAACAAAAGUGGCAAGAACAUCAGCUUGUUCUGGCGCAAGCGAGACUAUGUGGUUGUCACACUGGGCAUGGGCGUGUGCAUCAUAGUCAUCCUCGCCAACAUCCUGGUCAUGACGGCCAUCUUCAUCAACCGGCGGUUCCACUUCCCCAUCUACUACCUGCUGGGGAACCUGGCCGCCGCUGACCUGUUUGCUGGAACCUCCUACCUCUUCCUCAUGUUCCACACCGGGCCCUGGACCAUCCACCUCACCAAACAAAGGUGGUUCAUAAGACAGGGUCUAAUCGACACCAGCCUGACGGCGUCGGUCAUCAACCUGCUCGCCAUCGCGGUGGAGCGCCACCAGACCAUCUUCACCAUGCAGCUCCACAGCACCAUGACCAACCGGCGCGUGGUGCUGCUGAUCCUAGGCAUCUGGUCGGUGGCCAUCGUCAUGGGCCUGGUGCCCACCAUGGGCUGGCACUGCCUGUGCGACCUGGACGGUUGCUCCACCAUGGCGCCCAUGUACAGCCGCAGUUACCUGAUCUUCUGGGCCGUGCUGAACCUGCUGACCUUCUCGAUCAUGGUGGCCGUGUACACUCGCAUCUUCCUGUACGUGCGGCACAAGAGCCACCGCAUGUCGCAGCACACGACACAGGCCAAGCACAAGGAGACUGUAGAGAACCUGAUGAAGACCGUCACCAUGAUCUUAGGUGCGUUUGUGAUCUGCUGGACGCCAGGGCUGGUGGUGCUGUUGCUGGACGGGCUGGACUGCACGAAUUGCCACGUGCUGAGCUACGAGAAGUACUUCCUGAUCCUCGCUGAGUGCAACUCGCUCGUCAACCCAAUCAUCUACUCCUACCGCGACAAGGACAUGCGCCGCACCUUCCGCAAGAUCCUCUGCUACCUGUGUCCAGCCCGGUGUAAGCAGGCGGCGGGUGGCAGCGAUGGAGAUGCCUCGGCAGUGCGCUUCAACACGCUGGAGCAGGAGGUACUGUCUGAAAGCAACGGAACGCAACAUGACCACCACCCACACAAGGGCGCCGGCGAGCACAAGAACGGGAUGGGCGACAGGGGGGUUGGGGAGGGCAAAGGCGCAUACUGAAAAAAAUAUCUCCCUACCCACCUCAAUCUCAGAGGCUAUAUUCUAGAAUGUUUUUAGCACACCCACCCCCCACCCCCCCGAUUCUCAGAAUUACGUUUUUUUUAUAAUCACUAUUUUUAAGCUUGCAUUUUCUUAUUUUUUUACAUAAAGAACCUUGGACAAGCAGUCAUUGUGCCUGACCUGUAAUUAUCGAGAUGUUAUGACAACCCUCUCCCCCAUACCUGGAAAAAAACAAACAAAAAAAAAAAAAGACAAAACUGACCCAAACUUCCAAACCCCUGAACUUUCACCUUUUCUGUUGAACCAUAAGUAAUAACCUGUGGUGCUUACAAAGUGCAAUGUUUCGGUGCUUUCCCCCCAUGCCUGUUGCAUUCGCAAACCAGCUUCUCCCAUAGCUGCUCCCAUUUGUCCCAGUGUCAUCAUAAUGCUCCUGAUUGGCUGAUCACACCUGAGGUAGCCAAUCAGAAGUGCCACUGAUUUCUUGUCAACUGGUCCCAGUGUCCUCUUAAUACUCCUGAUUGGCUACCUCAGGUAUGAUCAGCCAAUCAGAAGUGCCUCUGAUGAUUUCUUUCAGCUGGUUUCUGAUUUCUACUGCUCUUUCCUCACCUACAUAACUGCUAGAGAUUCAAGACCCCUCCACACCAGGACCAAUGAAUAUAGAAUGUUUCAAUGACUUAAUCCAUGUCUGCUGUCUAAGUGGUUGUUAUUCAUAUUGACUAGAGCGAUACUUUAAGGAUUAUGCCAAAGUUCUAGUUACUGGUGUCGACGGGCCUUCUGCCAAACCUCCACUGCGGAGGAGUCACUCCCAAGGGUGUUAUUUUGUAUACAGUAUAUACUAUGAUCUGAUAUAUUUGUAUGUAUGUGUGUAUAUAAUAUACAGGGAUAUAUAGUUUGAUGGCUUAGUGCUGGGGUUCUCCAUCUUGUGCCUGGAGCCUUGUGCAAAGGAAAUCUCCCAUCUGCACUCCAGCGAGGUGUUCCAAGGUGGUGAUCUGGAUGAGUUAACCUGGAGUAAAGGCCUAUUCACACCAAGAACGAUAACGACAACUAUAACCAAAAUUCGAUGGGUUCUGAUUGGCUAUUAGCUUAUUAUCGUUCUGAAAAUCGCUCUAAAAAGUGAUCCCCAACGAUAUCGUUCUUCAUGUCGUGAUUGUUAUAGUUUACUUGUGAAUGUCGUCAUUCAUAUUAACGAGAACGAUAUUUAUUAAUAGUUAUCGUUAUCGUUCUUUGGGUGAAUGGGGCCUUAAGUGUGAAGCCUCCUGAAAGCUAAACAGCACUGUGGCUUUGUUUUGCUCGGACACUGAAGCCAUAGGCCAUAGGGCACCUCCAUAGUAGUCUGGGUGGUCUUUGGAAAAACAAUAGGGAAAUUUGGAACACCGUGGUAGAGUGUUUACAUUUUCAGAUUUGGUCCCAUAGCAACGCCUCAUGACAACCAUAUUAUUUUCCAUCAUGACUAAUCAUGUCAUUUGCAUUAAAUCUCCUGAACCAAAUAAGAUUACACUGAAAUGCUGAUGGCAACCCCUACGUUUUGAUGGUAUAAGGAGGUUUACCACUUACUUUGACUCAACUCCGCCAGUUUUUUUUUUUUUUUACCAGACCACAUACUUGGAAUACCUCCCAUUGGUUGAGGUCAGUGUCAUCUUAAUCCUCCUCAUUGGCUGACCACACCUGCGGUAGCCAUUCAGAAGUGCCAGAAAUGAGUUCUGUCAGGUGGGAUCAGCCAAUCAGGAGCUGGUGAGUUCUACCAGGUGUAGGAUUGGGAAGCCCUCGUCCAGUGCCACCUCUGUGUAGGGUGACCACUGUUUGUGACCACUUUUUUUUGUGUUGUGUCUAUGUUUGUUUUUUUGUUUGUUUGUUUGUUUGUUCUUGUUGUCUGUGUCUCAAGUCGAGCAGAACAAGGAUUUCUUCCCAGAUUCG
This is a messenger RNA of Alosa alosa (allis shad), 3516 nucleotides long. It is a transcript of the gene lpar2b, whose product is annotated as lysophosphatidic acid receptor 2b. The transcript is spliced from 4 exons. NCBI's taxonomy places the organism in Eukaryota, Metazoa, Chordata, Actinopteri, Clupeiformes, Clupeidae. The record is from RefSeq and is a predicted model, not a curated record. The coding region runs from base 460 to 1602 and encodes 380 amino acids. Gene Ontology annotation, molecular function: lysophosphatidic acid receptor activity. Gene Ontology annotation, biological process: G protein-coupled receptor signaling pathway. Gene Ontology annotation, cellular component: membrane.